CCGUGCAGAUUUUUGGAAGCCGGAGGCCGAAGUCGGGGCUGGUCAAGCCACCCGACGAAGAUGGAGUACGAGAACAAACUCGUACUUGCUCCAAUGGUUCGAGUUGGCACUCUGCCAUUUAGAUUACUAGCUGCUCAAUAUGGUGCAGAUAUUACUUACGGUGAGGAAAUUAUUGAUCACAAGCUUGUCAAGUGUGAGCGCCGAUUCAAUGAAAUCAUUGGAUCCACUGAUUUUGUGGAGAAGGGAACACAGAGUGUUGUUUUCAGCACCUGCAAUGAAGAAAAGGACAGGGUUGUCUGUCAAUUAGGAACGUCUGAUGCUGUGAGGGCCCUGAAAGCUGCUCAACUAGUGUGUAAUGAUGUUGCUGCAGUAGAUAUCAACAUGGGUUGCCCGAAGUCAUUUUCUGUCAGUGGGGGAAUGGGUGCUGCUUUGUUGACCAAGCCAGAAGUUAUCCAUGAUAUCUUAACAACAUUGAAGAGGAACUUGAGCAUUCCAGUGACAUGUAAGAUUCGACUUCUAAAGUCACCUAAUGACACGGUGGAAUUAGCAAGGCGAAUUGAGAAGACCGGUGUUUCAGCUGUUGCCGUCCAUGGGAGAAAAGUUCCAGAUAGACCUAGAGAUCCUGCUAAGUGGAAUGAAAUUGCUGAUGUUGUAUCAGCACUAUCUAUUCCAGUUAUAGCAAACGGAGAUGUCUUCGAGUACAAUGAUUUUAAACGCAUCAAAUCUGCUACAGGUGCAUCGUCUGUGAUGGUUGCCAGAGGGGCACUCUGGAAUGCUUCGGUAUUUUCACCUGAAGGCAAAGUUUCUUGUGAAGAAGUGAAAAGAGAAUAUAUUAGGAAGUGCAUCUUAUGGGAUAAUGAUGUUAAAAGCACAAAGCAUACAUUAAAGGAAAUAAUAAUGCAUUAUUCCUGCCUUGAACUUCCGGAGGGGAAGGCUGUGAUCAAAUCAGAGUCCCUGGCAGAUCUAGCGCGACUCUACGGGGAGGAAGACUACUAUCAAUUUGUCAACAAGACCAGAAUCAGUGCUGAUGGGCAUAGAUAACGUUGGCCUCGUGUUUCAGAAGUUGUAUUAUUAUUCUUUGGUUGGAAAGAAGGAAAAUCUCUUACUAGAAAACAUGAACAGAAAUGCAACCAACCAACCGAUUAGGCAUUUAAAAUGCCGUUAUUAUUAUUAUUAUUUUUUUCGUGUAAGCUGAUGUUGUUUUAGCUGCCUGAAUUACUGAGAGCCAUAUAGAAGUGGUAACAUGUUAUAUUUUUUAUUAAAAAAA
Molecule: messenger RNA, 1267 nt
Organism: Neltuma alba
Lineage: Eukaryota; Viridiplantae; Streptophyta; Magnoliopsida; Fabales; Fabaceae
Product: tRNA-dihydrouridine(20) synthase [NAD(P)+]-like
Exons: 9
Coding region: 61-1041 (326 amino acids)
Biological process (GO): tRNA dihydrouridine synthesis
Cellular component (GO): cytoplasm
Molecular function (GO): tRNA dihydrouridine synthase activity; flavin adenine dinucleotide binding
Source: RefSeq, a predicted model, not a curated record